CAACUACUCAACCCUGUUGCAUAAAUAACCUUUGAAAAAAAACGCGAUUUCCAUGUGACACAAGUAUCGAAACAGUUUUUCCUUCGAAUGGUUUGGAAUUUUCGUUAUUAAAAUUAAGAAAAAGGAAAAUUAAAUUUUAAACUUCAUGGACGAGGAACAAGAACAAUUUACUCGUCGAAUGCUACGUCGAGCAGGUUUAAAAAAAGGAAAUAAUGAAGAAGUAUCUAAUUUUAGUUCUUUGAGGAGAAAAUUAAAUAUUUUACGAGCAAUUGAAAAUAAUAAUUCUCAAGAUGAACAAUCAAUUGAUAACGAAGAAGUUGAGAAACGAAAAUUUAAAAUAACAAAAAAAGAAAGUAAAAUUCGUUUAAAAAAAAAUGCCAACAAUAUUAUAAAUAAUGAAACAAGUAAUAAAAAAAAUAAUUGUAUUACAUCAACAUCAUGGUCAAAAAUACCAGCAAAUUAUUUUGAAUCAUUAAAUUCAUCAACAAUAAAUAUCACUAAUGAUUCACCGAAAAAUCUUACAAUUGAUGAAUUUUUUCAAAAAAAUCAAUUUUCCGAAUUAAAAAAUGAUGACAAUAUGGAGAAAUCACAAAAAUUUGAAAAAGAAAAUUUAUCACAAUUAUCCGAUACAAGUAGUAAAAAUAAUUCAAAAAUUUGUCAAAAAAAUGAUGAUAAUGAAUCAUCAUCACAUGUUGAAUGGGAGGAUACAGUGAAAAAAUGUAUUAAUAAUUAUUUUGAAAGUAUGAAUAAAAAAGGAAUAAAAAAUUUAGAUACACAAAUUAAUGAUGAUAAUAAUUUAUCAAAAACAAUAUCAUCAUUAAAUAGUAAUAAUAUUCUAUCGCCAAAAAGUAAUUUUCUUCAAAAAAUGAUAACAACAUCGAGUGAAGAAUUUAUAUCAACAAAAAAUUGUGUAAUGAAACAAAAUUUACCAAUUUCACCAAAAGAAGAUUUAUCAUUAAAAUUUUUUUCACCACGUUCAGAAUUUCUUUUUUCAAAAUCAGAAUUCACAUCACCUGAUGAAUUUCUCUCACCAAAACAACAGGAGAAUACGGAAUAUUUUUCAACACAAAAUAUUGAUUUUUCCAAAAAUGAUAUAAAAAUUAAUGAUAAAAAUAAUUCGUCAAUAAUUGAAAGUCCAAAAGAAGAAUCACAAAAAUUAAUGGAAAAUUCAAUUAAUGAUUUGUCACUUUCAACAUUUGUUAAGGGUCUUGACAAUGAAAAUAUUCAAUAUUUAGAAAUUAAAAAUAACAAUUGGAAUGAUGCAAUUGAUUUUUUUGAUAAUAACAAAUCACCGGAAUUAUUAAAAGUCACUUGUAAAAUGAUUGAUGAAAAUAAUACAGAUAUUAUUAUUCCAAAUGAUGAUAUUAAAAUUACAAAACUUCCGAACGCUGAAUCAAUAUCAAAAAAUCUCGAGAAUUUAAAUGAUGAAACACAAUCAAUUGAAAAUGAAUCAUUAGAUUUAUCAUCAAUCAUUGACAAUUUAGACGAGGAGAUAAAAAAUCUUGAAAUUCAACCUGAUGUUUUAAAAAAAUCUCUCACACCAAAACAAUUUUUUCAAUUUCCAAUUUCACCGAAAUCAUUGGUCACAUCAUCAUCAUCAUUAUUUUAUACACCACGGAAAUUAUUCAAUCAAAGUAUUCAAGAAUCCGAAGAAAUUGAAAAUAAAUUAACAAAAUCAAUAUCUCAAGAAACAAAAAACGAAUCAAUCAACAAAAAUGAAGAAUUAAUUGAAAAAAAUCAAGAAUCAAUUGAAAAUAAUAUAGAGAAAGAAAAUAAAUUCAAAGAAGAAAUAAUUGAAACGCCAAUAAAUGAAAUGGAUAAAAAAAAAUUUAAACAAAAAUCAAAGAAAAACACAAAAACUGAAAUUGAAUCAACAAAUUUUGUACGAAGAAAUUCAAGUUUCUUUCGAUUUAAAACACCAAUGCCAUGGAGAACAAAACCAAAUUUAGAAUCAACGAGAAAAUCAUCAAAUUAUGAUUUAACGAAAAAAACAACAACAACAACCAAUUCACCAUCACAUAUUGAAAGUAUAAUAUCAUCAAUAAAUCCAAAUUCACCGGCAACACCCGAUGAUAAUGAAAAGAAAAGUCAACGAAUUUCCGAUUGUUCAAUAUCAUUUGAGGUGGAGAAAUUUUUAGAGGAAGCAUUAGGCGAAGAAUUAUAUUGUACAUCAAUGACAUAUGGUUUGGAUAAGACAAAUUCAAAUUUAGAUGCAACUGAAUUAUUGUCAGGCGAUAGAACAUCACUUAAUAAUAGUUUGCUUUUAAAUUCAUCGCGUAGUGAAAAUAGACAACAACAUUUUUCACGACAUUCAACAUUGAAUCGAACAAUCAGCGCUUAUAGAUCAUUAUCGAAACGUAUUAAAAAGAAAUUUCGUCCAAGUCUCAAAGAAACAAUGAAACAAGUAUGGAAUCCAAUUUUACCAAUAAGCAAUGAACUUAAUGAAAAAUUACAACCACUUAUACAGGAAGUGAAUAUACAACAAACACGUAUUUAUCAAGCAAGUAAAGCACUUGACUAUUGUCGAUCAAUGAAAAUGUUUCAAGCGUCACCAGAACAAGUUGAAUCAGAUCGUCUUCUACUUAUAGCGACACUUAAAAAACAAGCUCUCUUUCAUGAAAUAAAAGCCAUUGCCUCGAGUACAAAAGUGGAAACAUCAUUUAUUCAACAAGCCGAGAUAGUUGUCGAUAAUUUUUCUCUAACAUUAAAGGACAUAAUUUCAGAGAGAGAAAGAGAAAAAAAUAUUGUCGAAUGGUUUGUCAUUGUUGUUUCACAAGGUUUAACUGUAUGGUCAACACAGGCGGUUACAUGUCCCAUUGAUGAGCAAAAUAAAAAAAUUCCAUUCACCGGCUCAAUUAAAAUUCCAAAUUUAAAUCCCGAUUUUAAAAUUCUUGUACGAGUUUUUAGUACUAAAUUUCAUAUUUCAAAUGCCGAAAAAAUUCAUGUAAAAAAUUUAGAUCGUGACACAACAUGUCCAUCGCCAACGAAAUUAUUAAAGAGAUCAGAACGUUCAGUUUCAAUGAGAAGUCAUGAGAUUAAAUUCUCCGGUAUUAGGGAAACUAGUUUUAUUCUUCAGGGAUAUGUUGAGCUACAAGUUCAUGAUCUCUCUCUGUAUCCACCGUGGCCAUUAUUAUCUAUGCCAAGAAAUUCUGUAUUACAUAAUUCAAUAGAUUUAACCAUAAAGAGUCACUUCGACGUGGGUGGUUAUCAUUCUGGUUUUUUAAAUUAUGGUGAUGAAAUGGGUGGCUAUGCGGUUUGGAAUCGUAGAUGGUGUGUAUUAGAAAAACAUAUGCUUAUGUUUUGGAAUUAUCCACGUGAACAGGAAGUAAAACCACCACUAUUGACAAUUAAUUUGAUGGAAUCAUUAAACGAUCAUGUGACGACAAUUAGCCGAACACUUUGUGCAAGGCCAAGAACAUUUGUCAUUGAGGUAUCGCGACAAAGAACUAAAGAUGACAGAAAUAGUGGUGUCAUGGAAUUGCGUCCAAGCUGUACUAUUAUCAAGCAUCUUUUACAGUGCGAUUCUCUUCAUGAUUUAAUGGAAUGGAAGACAAAAUUGAAUCAUAUACUUGCAGUUUUUCGCGAAUGGAACGUUAAGGGACAUUAAAGUCUGCUUUAUUUAAGUAGAGAUUAUGAAUAUUUUAAUUACUUUAUUUAUUUUUUAUCAUAAAAAUAACAAUUUUUUUUUAAAAAAUAGUUCUUAAUUUUUUUAAGAAGCAAUUAAUGAUUAUAAAGAAAUAUUUUUGAGAAUAUAGUAAUAAUUGACAUUUGCUUGCCAAAAUAGUGACACGAUUGUGUGGUUUCAUUUUUUUAAUUUGAUGUCAGAUUCAAAUAAAGUGCAAAUUGAAGACAAAA
This is a messenger RNA of Leptopilina boulardi, 3855 nucleotides long. RefSeq names its product anillin-like. Lineage: Eukaryota; Metazoa; Arthropoda; Insecta; Hymenoptera; Figitidae. The coding region runs from base 146 to 3607 and encodes 1153 amino acids. The transcript is spliced from 7 exons. Gene Ontology annotation, cellular component: actomyosin contractile ring. The record is from RefSeq and is a predicted model, not a curated record. Gene Ontology annotation, biological process: mitotic cytokinesis; actomyosin contractile ring assembly; septin ring organization.